Molecule: messenger RNA, 1419 nt
Organism: Panicum virgatum (switchgrass)
Lineage: Eukaryota; Viridiplantae; Streptophyta; Magnoliopsida; Poales; Poaceae
Product: UMP-CMP kinase 1-like
Exons: 10
Coding region: 318-1031 (237 amino acids)
Biological process (GO): CDP biosynthetic process; 'de novo' pyrimidine nucleobase biosynthetic process; UDP biosynthetic process
Cellular component (GO): nucleus; cytoplasm
Molecular function (GO): UMP kinase activity; ATP binding
Source: RefSeq, a predicted model, not a curated record
GACGACUAGUUUCUGCCUUUGUGGCCUUUUGGCUUUGCUUCUUCUCGAGGCCUCCACUUCCUGCCCUUUCCAACAACAUCAUCGAUUCAUUUCAUUGCCAGCAGCAACAGCAACCAACUAGCAGCUAGUGCUACGACCUGCAACCAAGCAAGCAAGCAAGCUCUCUCUCCCAUUCCCUCCUCAAGCAAAGCAACAUCCAUCUCCCUCUGCUUGCCGGCAUCUGGUCUGCAGCUGCAGUUGGAAUCGGCCGCGGCUUCUUCGAUCUCACCCAUAUUAUCAUAAUUAUUGUUAAUCCACACGUACAGCGCCCGGCCGGGAUGGCAGAUGCGAUCAAGCAGAAUGAAGUUGGAUCAUUUCCUCCUGGGAAGAAGAUAACUGUUGUGUUUGUCAUAGGUGGCCCUGGCAGUGGCAAGGGUACUCAGUGUUCCAAGAUCGUCAAACACUUUGGCUUCACCCAUCUCAGCGCUGGCGAUCUUCUGCGUGAGGAAGCUAAAUAUGACACUGAACAGGGCAUGAUGAUAAAGAAUACGAUGCAUGAAGGAAAGCUCGUGCCAUCAGAGCUAAUCGUCAAGCUACUGUUGAAGGCCAUGCUUCAAAGUGGAAAUGAUAAGUUCCUUGUUGAUGGAUUUCCUCGAAAUGAAGAGAACCGUCAAGCGUAUGACAGCAUCAUUAGCAUUGAACCUGAGUUUGUACUGUUCAUCGACUGCCCAAAGGAAGAGAUGGAGCGUCGCAUUCUAAACCGAAAUCAGGGGAGAGAUGAUGACAACAUUGACACCGCAAGGAGGCGCUUUGAAGUUUUCCGGGAGUCGACUAUGCCUGUUGUUCAGUAUUAUGAGAAAAGGGGGAAACUUAGAAGGGUUGAUGGUGCUAAAUCCGUUGAUGAGGUUUUUGAAGAUGUGAAGGCCAUAUUUGUGCAGCUGAACACCCAGGCAAACCAAGGUGGCAAUGUGAGCAGUGCACAGAGCAAUCCAUUCAAGCGGUUCCUUGACCUAUUCUGUGGAUGCUUUGGGACGCAGGAGGCAACAAACUGACCCAAAUGGGAUGAUUGUGUGGUAGUGGGGUGUGUGUGUGUGUGUAUAUAUAUAUAUAUAUAUCCUUGCUCAGUCCUCAAGGCUGGAGCAACAUACAGAAAAGAUUCAGAAAACAUUUGCUGUGGCUUAAGUGUUGUGAACCAUCCAUUGCCAGAGUGUUAUGUAAAACUAGAAAAGAAACAGUUGGCUGAAAAGAGAAUGGCCUUGCGCAGCUGCACAUGUUAGAUGUCCUUGUUGCUUCAGUCCUGGAGGCUGCUGCAGCAGGAGUCUUGUAGUGCUGGAGUUGAGAAGUGUGUCGUCUGGGAUUGUUCAGCUUGGCGCAUCCACUCCCAGCUGAGAUUUGUGAAGGUUUAGCUUGUUGAUGGAUCGGAUUUGAUUUCUUUCCCAA